UCAAUCAAUCUUUAAUUCAAUUUUAAUUUAAUAAUAUAAAUUAGUUUUUGGUAUAAAUAAUGAUACGUACAUUUCAUUAGAAUCUCUUAUUCGCAAUGUCAGUUAUUCAGUUAGAAAGUGAAAAACAUAAACAAUUUGGCAUGAACAGUUGGGCAUUGAUGCAAAUCGAUGACCUAAUGAAAUUAACUAUUGUUGAUCCGCACAUAGGUUUUCCAACUAGAAAAGUAAAUCCAUACAAUAAUUUCACUUCUGAAAAUAAAACAGCAGUAGAAAAAAUUAUUUCAACAAAAAAACCUUUAGAUAAAACAAGAUUGAAAGAUGUCGAGAAAGAACUAAACAUACUUUUGAAACCGCAGAAUCUCUACUAUAAUCUUAAUAUAAAAAUAACAAAUUAGGUUAAUGAACCAAUGAAAUUUUAUAUUGAAACCAUAUCUUCUGAAUCACCAGUGACUAUCAAUACAUGUAGUAGAUAUAAGACUGAAAAUAAUGGUGUUAGAAUUAUUGCUAGAACUAAUAUUAAAAAAUAUACAAAACUAAGCUAUCUGAAAGGUAUAUACAAACCUAUGGAUCCUGAACGAGAACAGUUACUAAAAGAGAGGAAUUUAAAUUUUUCUAUUAUUGAAAGUACAAGAAUGAAAUAUCCUGCUUUGAUCUUAGGAACUGUAGCUUUAUUAAACCAUGACUGCAAUCCUAACUGCAUGUACUCAAUAGUAACAAAAUAUUCAGUUAUAAUCGUUACAAUAAAAGAUAUAAAAAAAGGAGAAGAACUUUUCUGAUUUUAUGGUAAUAACUACUUUGGAUUUAAUAAUGAAGACUGAAUGCUUGACUUGCGAAAGAAAAGGACUUAGUUUCUUUUCAAAAUGUAAGGCAAAGUUUGAAGGCACCAAUCAUAAUGAUUACAAUUGGAAUAUUAAUUCUUCAAAUGGAUCUUUAUCUACCCAAAUUAUAUCUAAUUUCAACAAUAACAAAAUUGCUGUUCAAGAAUCCGCAACUAAAAUAACAUUAUUAAACGAUUCUGAUAGUAGUUUGAAUGGUAGCAAUAAUGUGUUUAGCGACUGUACCAUGAUUGAUAACAGCAACUUAUCUACUGAAAGACCAUGUAUGAGUUUCUCUUUACUCGAAGUUUCUGCAGAACAGAAGAAUUUUGGAAAAAUAAAAGUCUCAUGUGCAGUAGAUGAAUUCUCUGAUCUCUUUGAAGACUUUCAUGGCUUCUCUAAUUAUUUCAAACUUGAUUAAAAAAUGGACAAAGCAUAUGUUAAAAUUGAAAAAAUUAAUCCAAUGAUUGUUCAAUGGCAUACAGCAAAGAAAAAAGAAGGAUAUGCAUUUUGUAUAUAUUGUGAAACAUUCAAAACAAAAUUAUCUAGACAUUUGAGACUCGUUCAUAAUGAUAAAAUUAUUGUAGAAAAAUUUGUAAAUAACAAAACCAGCAAUCUCAGAAAUGUUGCGAUAGAUUUCAUACGCAACCAGGGUUAUGCACGGUAUAAUCACUUAACAGGAACAUUAAUUCCAAGAAUGAA
Messenger RNA from Phymastichus coffea, 1517 nucleotides. RefSeq lists its product as uncharacterized. The record is from RefSeq and is a predicted model, not a curated record. The transcript is spliced from 4 exons. Bases 781 to 1236 code for a protein of 151 amino acids. NCBI's taxonomy places the organism in Eukaryota, Metazoa, Arthropoda, Insecta, Hymenoptera, Eulophidae.